AUGAAGAUAGAACUGUUCACCUUUGACCCUUCGCUGCCAAACUCACCGCAACUUAAACUCUCUGGGAAACGAUACUGUAGAGAUGAUCCUGACCGUACUCCGGGCCACCCAGACAACGGCUUGUCUCUGCUGUUCGCUCACGCAUCGGCUCUGCACAAAGAAACAUGGGAACCGACCAUACAAGCGUUAUUCACUCUCGAUCAAAAUCGUCGCAUUCGCGAAGUUUGGGCUUUGGACUGGCAACACCAUGGCUAUUCGGUGACAUUGAACGAGGAUGCCCUGCGAGAGCGACCGGAAGGAAUCAGCAUUUCGGAGUGGGGUUUUGCGUUAGCACGAUUCAUGGGUUCCGAGUACAUGCAAGAUCGGCGUGUAGUCGCCAUUGGCCACUCAGCUGGAGCAUCUGCGAUCAUGUACUCCACCAAAUACCUCAUCCCAUCACAAUACUCGACAUCCUCUCCAGCGACACCGUGUACUACCUCUGCCUCACGCUUUAGCUCAGCACUAGGAACUCUCUAUACGUCCAUUAUUCUCGUCGAGCCGGCCUUGAUCGAUCGAAGAACUUACGACGCUCAUCUUGACGAUCGAGAAGGUCAGAUCAAUGCGGUCAUGAAAUCGGUGGUCAAGAGCCGUGCGACGUGGAACUCGAGGGAGGAGGCGCUGUCGUGGCUGACGAAGAAAUACCCUUGGAAGACAUGGGAUAGAAUGGCUGUGAAGCUGUUUGUGGAGCACGGUUUGCGUGAAACUAGGAAUGCAGAUGGUCAUACUUAUGUUAGUGUUAUAUGCUCGAAGGAACACGAAGCUAGGACGUACAACGACAUCGAUGCGACUUUUGACGCUGCUGAAAUGAUCGCACCAACGUGUGUAGCGACAUCGAUACAUGUCAUAUUUGGGGCGAGAGAGGAUGUAGUCCCUAAGUACAGCCAGGACUCGCUCAUCGAUCAGUCUCAAGGGCGUAUCAUGAAGUCCGUCACACGUUUGCCUGGCGUCGGUCAUAUGAUCCCGCAAGAGAAUCCAGAGUCACUCGCUGAAGCCAUUUACUCCAUCCUUUAUAAUGCGCGCCAAAUACCAGCUGUAGACAAAACGGCGACAUCGAAGCUGUAG
Molecule: messenger RNA, 1101 nt
Organism: Stereum hirsutum FP-91666 SS1
Lineage: Eukaryota; Fungi; Basidiomycota; Agaricomycetes; Russulales; Stereaceae
Exons: 7
Coding region: 1-1101 (366 amino acids)
Source: RefSeq, a predicted model, not a curated record